AUGGCAGCCGCCUAUCUCGACGAUCCUACGCCACAGGACGAGGCGCUCGAUGUGCUUGCAAGACCCUACCAGGAAUUUCUAGAGGACAACACGUACAACUACCAGGAUGAAAUCGUCCGCAUGCUCAAUCUCGAACAGACGCGUCUCAUCGUCAACUUGGACGACCUCCGCGCGUACAAAAGAGAUCUCGCAACGUCGCUCUUAAAGGAACCCACAGACCACAUUCCCGCAUUCGAGACGGCCCUUGCACGCGCCGUAGAGACUUUCAGAGAUCCAUUAAAGCAUAUUAUCGAUGGAAAGGAGUUUAAACUCGGCUUUAGUGGCUCGUUGGGAGACCAUCAUGUCAGCCCGCGAACGUUGCGCGCAACUCAUCUCGGAAAGAUGAUUUCUCUCGAGGGUAUCGUAACAAGAUGCUCCCUCGUCCGCCCCAAGAUGCUCAAAUCGGUCCACUACUGCGCCGCAAAGGAGAAUUGGGUGCAAAGGACCUAUCGAGACGCGACGAGCACGUCCAACCUCCCUCCGACGUCUUCCAUCACACCCCAGACGGACGACGAUGGGAAUCCGCUCCAGACAGAAUUUGGUCUCUGCCUGUUCCGUGAUCAUCAACGGAUUUCCAUUCAGGAAAUGCCAGAACGCGCUCCUGCUGGUCAACUACCGCGUAGUACAGAUGUCGUCCUUGACGAUGAUCUCGUUGACAAGUGCAAGCCCGGCGAUCGUAUCCAGCUUGUCGGCGUGUAUCGUAGUCUUGGUGGUGGCGCAGGUGGCGGCUUCAAAACUCUGAUACUUGCUUGCAACAUCAACCUCCUCUCGUCCAAGGCUGGAGGCGGAAUUGCCCAGACACCUCUGACGGAUAUCGACAUUCGACAAAUCAAUCAGCUAUCCAAGCGACCAAAUAUCUUUCGAUUGCUCUCCGAGUCUCUGGCCCCAUCCAUCUACGGUCACCAGUACAUCAAGCAGUCGGUUCUCUUGCUCCUGCUCGGUGGUGCCGAAAAGAACUUGGACAAUGGGACCCAUAUUCGAGGCGACAUCAAUAUGCUCAUGGUCGGUGAUCCUAGUACCGCCAAGUCGCAAAUGCUCCGAUUCGUGCUCAACACUGCGCCACUGGCAAUCGCGACGACGGGUCGAGGGAGCUCGGGUGUCGGUCUAACGGCGGCCGUUACAACUGAUAAAGAGACUGGAGAGCGCAGACUCGAAGCGGGUGCAAUGGUCCUCGCGGAUCGUGGCGUGGUGUGCAUCGAUGAGUUUGACAAAAUGUCCGACAUUGAUCGUGUGGCCAUUCACGAAGUCAUGGAACAGCAGACAGUGACGAUUGCAAAGGCUGGUAUUCACACGACGCUCAAUGCGCGAUGCUCUGUCAUCGCUGCGGCGAAUCCCAUCUAUGGUCAAUACGACGUUCACAAGGAUCCUCACAAGAACAUUGCGCUCCCUGAUUCUCUCCUUUCGCAGUCGAGGGAUCGCAUGAUUGCGGACCACGUCCUUCGCAUGCAUCGUUAUCUCCCUCCUGGGGUGGAAGAAGGGACACCUGCUCAUGACAUUCUGAGCCAACCUCUGACCGUCGACAACCCAGCGCACACCGCAAACGAUCAAGUCCAAGAGACAUCUCCCUUUGAAAAGUUUGAUCCUCUCUUGCAUGGUGGCAUGGCCGAUCAAGAUGAGCGUUCGGUUUCUGGACGAACAAAGAGAGGGAAAGGGAAGAAGAAGGACAAAGAAGUCCUCACGCUGGCGUUUAUCAAAAAGUAUAUUCAGUAUGCGAAAGCAAGACCGGCUCCUGUCCUGACAAAGGGCGCUGCGGAUUGGAUCGUCAACGUCUACGGCAGUUUACGCAAUGACAACCUCGAAGACAAUCGCCGAAGGACGGCACCCAUGACUGCACGUACGCUCGAAACAUUGAUUCGUCUUUCGACGGCACACGCAAAGGCCAGGUUAUCUUCCAAGGUCGAGGAAAGAGACGCAAUCGUCGCAGAAGGUAUCCUCCGGUUUGCGCUCUUCAAAGAAGUCCAGAAAAAGUCUUCGAACAAGAAACGAAAGCUCAAUACGGGCAAGGCAGCUGGGGAGUCGAGCGAGGAAGAGGAAGAAGAUGCAGAAGCUGACAGUUCGAGUGAAGAGGAAGAGGAUACACGACAGCGGACGCGGGCUGGUGUCAAAACGGGGGCGGCAAAGACGCCUGCGAGAAAAGGGCGACUGUCUCAGGCGGUCACAUCUCCUCCUGCUGCGAGUGGAGCGUCGCGAUCGGCUGCUGGUCAGACGCAGGAUACGGAGAUGAUGGACCUCGACGAGUCGCAGGCUGGGAAUACGGGUCCGACGAUGAUUGCACCCGAGCGAUACGAGCUCUUCAGAUCCAGACUAGCAGAAGUCUGGAACACCAGGUUUGCUUCGGAAGAGGCUGUUCAUAUUCCGGACAUGAUAGAGGCCAUUAAUGGUUCUCUAGCACCACAACAUGCAUUUGGAGAUGUCGAGGCGGGUCGCAUUAUGGAGCAGAUGAGCAGCCUCGAAGAAAUCAUGGUCUCUGAUGGUACCAUCUACAGAAUAUGA
Molecule: messenger RNA, 2532 nt
Organism: Serendipita indica DSM 11827
Lineage: Eukaryota; Fungi; Basidiomycota; Agaricomycetes; Sebacinales; Serendipitaceae
Source: the annotation of a GenBank genome assembly